GGAGUGGGCGGGAUCAGGCGGAGUGUGGCGCUGAGCGGUAGUGAGUGUGGGGCCGGUGACCGGUAUCUGAGCCGCUGCAGGACUCGCGUUAGGUCGGUUCCCCCGGGCGGAGAUGAUGUUCCUCGGCGGGCUCUCCGUGGCGCUGGCGCUCGCCCUGGUACCGGGCAGCAGCGAGGGGCUGAAGGAGGGAGAGUGCGAGGUGUGUGUGAGCUUUCUGGGAAAGUUCUAUCAGUCACUCAAAGACAACGAUGUCAAGUUCACCAGCGACGACAUCGAAAAAGCUUUAAUGAAAACCUGCAAAGAAGCGAAGGGGAAGGAGAACCGAUUCUGCUACUAUAUUGGAGCAACCAGUGACGCUGCCACAAAAAUCAUUAAUGAAGUAUCUAAGCCCCUGAGUUACCACGUGCCGGUGGAGAAGGUGUGUGAGAAGCUGAAGAAGAAGGACAGUCAGAUCUGUGAACUGAAAUACGAUAAGCAGGUGGACCUGAGCUCUGUGGAUCUGAAGAAGCUGAAGGUGAAGGACCUGAAGAAGAUUCUGGAUGAGUGGGGCGAGUCGUGUAAAGGCUGUGUGGAGAAAUCGGACUUUAUCCGGAAGAUCACCGAACUCAUGCCUAAGUACGCUCCUCACGCCGCCAAAGCACGGACAGACCUGUAAACACCCUCCUCGCCAUGGAAUUAUGGGAUAGAGGCUGUGGCUAAAGGCGCAGAGGGUGGGCGGAUUGAGCUGUGCGGCUGACUGACCACCUAACAGGGACCUGACCAUUUAUUUUUCUCUUUUUUGGUUGUAUUUGUUUUUUUUUUGUUUUUUUGUCAUAUUACCCUUUAAUCUAGUUGUGAACGUCUCGUCUGGGAGUGCAAACAUCUUCCCAUCUUUUUUUUCCAUUUCUCUUAUUUCCAUCUCUCCAUCCACCAUCUGUCACCGUUUAUCAUUUUUUAAGUGAGGCUGAGCUUCAGCCCAAAGCUCUCUUUAAUAUCAGUUUCUCCAAAAUAAACAAAACAAACACCACAUCUUUCACUGCUCCGUUUUGCCUUCAGUGUAAAAGUGACAAACACCAUUAAAAUUUGACUACAGUCCAAUAAAUUAAUGUGCAUUAUUGCUGUAGAUGCUUCAGAAGAUCUGGUUUUGCUCUUCUAUUGUUAUAUAUAUAUAUAUAUUUUUACAUUAGAUUUAAAUGCUGUUAAAAUAUAUAUGUAUUGGCAUUUUUCCACUGCAUGGUAUCUUCACUACUCUACAACUUUACUACCGUAUACUAUAUUUUUGCCUUUUGCAUUAAGCAAAUUUGGUGCAACUUGGAUGUGAUUUGUAAACCUUGCAGAUAGAUUCAUGAUUGGCCAGAAUAAAAUGAAGUCAAAUAGUCUACUUUGGUUUUGGUAGCGUCACAAAAAAAAAAAACACACAAUCUAUGCACUGGUUUGAAUCCCUGGCCAUCAGCAGCCAGAGUCUGAGCGAGAGCACAAUUGGCCAUGCUCUCUUUGGGUUGGAACAGAAGGUGGCACUCCCUCCCUUCAUCGCUCGAGUUUCCUUUAAUGCUACUCAGUAAUGCUACAUCAGCAGCAGUUCAAAUCACAUGUAUUGGAGGAGGCAUGUGCUAGCCUUUACCCUCCUGGUGUUGGGGCAUUGUUAGCAAUAGCAGGAGUGCAGCUGAGUGGGUGGGAUAUUCUGCAUAGCUAAAAUUUGGGAGAAAAAUGAGGCAGAAACACAAAUGCACAAGUAUAAAUGCUCACAAUAGCAUGAGCCACUUGUGUAGGCUAUAUUGUAGACUCUAAAUUGACCUGAUUUAGUAGUAUAAACCUUCCUGUGCUGUCUCUCUGCUCUGAAGAUGGCGUAGUGAUGAUGGUAUUGAGAAACAAACCAGUUACCAAAAAGUAGAGUCGGUAAAAUACUACGCAGUGGAAAACACCAAUAAGAUCCAACUAAAGCAAAAGCUCUAUCUGGACGGGAUUAGUUUCUCAGGGGGGCGUCUGUAAAAAUAUUUCACACUUUUAUUCAGUGAUAAAACUCCUGCAUCCGGACUGCAAUUGAAAAAACAAACAGGAGGACCAGUGAGUUGUCGCUGUUGUGUUUUUAACGCGGUUCUGCGUGGAAACCGUGGGGCGUUCAAAGUGUAAUUACGGUGCCCUACAGUGGACAAAUAGCUAUUUCAUUAAACACGAAGAGACGAAACUCAGAUGUGUGUCCGGACGGGACUAAAAUUACCGGAGGGGCACGGAGUUCAGAGAAAAACAGUAGAUAAUUCAGCCUGUAAUUUUUUAUCUUAGAACACGUACAUGAUCGUUCUGGAUGGGAAUAAAAUCACAGAGGAUAAAACCCCCCCAUAAAAGACAUAGAAUAUUAACUAAUCCCAUCCGGAUAAUGCUAAAAACUCGAAAAACCAAAAGAUCUAAAGAAAAAGGUGGAUUGGUGACCCAUGCCUAAAAAGUAAAAAAAAUAAAGAAAUAAAAAUGUUCAGACCUGUGUAUGUUUCAGCUUUGGGCCGAAGCCUCGCUUUACAUCCAGCCUCACUUUAAACUUUAUUUUCCCUUUUAUUUUUAGUGCACUUAACUUUGAUACAGCAUUCAUACCAGUGUAGUGAAUGUUUAUACAGAGAUAUGGUGUAUAGAUUUGGGGUGAUAUUACAAAACACUGUAGUUUCUUUAUUUUUGAUAAAGGGACAGGGCUUUUUUAUUUUAUAUGAUUUGAUUUAUUAUUAUAUUAAAACAGACCGAAGUUGAGGAGGAUGAUUAAGGUGAUCCAUCUACUAAACGUGGUUCAAUUCAAAUGGACUUCACUGUAAAACAUGUUUAUUACAGUUGUACUAUACUUUUUCAUUAAAAAAAGAAAAUGAACCCAA
Astyanax mexicanus (Mexican tetra) is the source of this 2831-nucleotide messenger RNA. It is a transcript of the gene manf, whose product is annotated as mesencephalic astrocyte-derived neurotrophic factor. The transcript is spliced from 4 exons. Bases 113 to 655 code for a protein of 180 amino acids. Gene Ontology annotation, biological process: dopaminergic neuron differentiation; neuron projection development. The record is from RefSeq and is a predicted model, not a curated record. NCBI's taxonomy places the organism in Eukaryota, Metazoa, Chordata, Actinopteri, Characiformes, Acestrorhamphidae. Gene Ontology annotation, cellular component: endoplasmic reticulum.